AUGGGGGGAUUCAAGAUUGAGGGCUACGCAAAAACAAAUUUCACGUUUCAACCAAAGUUCGGUAGACGUGUUUGGGUCGUCGACUUUGAUCAAGAUGUGAUUAGCAUAGAGGAAAAAAAAUUUGCAUCCAGUGAAACCCAAAAGAGCAAGGUUCGACCGAAUAGGCUCAUUGGAAGGCUUCCCGAGGAGAAUUUACUUAUGAGGGCAUAUUACAGAUCCUCCGACAUUUUUGAGACUUCUGGAGGAGAGAAAAGAACCACUGGGAUGUUUUUGGAUAGAGAAAUAGAGCAAUAUGAGAAGGGCUCGGGUGGGACUGUUUUUUGGGCAACCAAGACAAAGGAUUUUGCCGAUUCAAGGCUGACGAGGAGACAUGGGUUGAUUGGGAGGGUUGAGUCGGGUUUGGGCGGGUCCGAAAAGGCUGGGCUGAGUUUGAAUCGGGCUGGGUUGGAUUCGGGCCGGACUGAAGGGUUUGGGUUUCGGUUCGAGCUUGGCAAGGAGAGGUUGUAG
Striga asiatica is the source of this 507-nucleotide messenger RNA. NCBI's taxonomy places the organism in Eukaryota, Viridiplantae, Streptophyta, Magnoliopsida, Lamiales, Orobanchaceae. The record is from the annotation of a GenBank genome assembly.